AUGAGCACUGCCGAAGAGCCAGAUGAUUUGAAGACGGCCAUCGAGAACCCGGAGUUUUCGCGCAAAGAUGACGGAAUGCAACGGGCCGCCCAGAUUCGCAUAAAGCAGGUUGCGAACGUCUCGAUCUGUUCUUCUGGACUUUGUCAUUUCAGAGGUACAAUUGUGCGGAGCAGGAGAUCACCCAAAUGCGGCCGCCGUUCCUCGGAUUCUCGGUUUUCGUUCGGUUCCAGUCACGAGCCCGCGUUCACAAAAUCAAGAUAAUCAGCGGCGAAGCGAUCGAAGCGAUUGUGAAUGGAAGUCCGGUUCCCUACUCGUGA
Messenger RNA from Caenorhabditis sp. 36 PRJEB53466, 317 nucleotides. The record is from the annotation of a GenBank genome assembly. NCBI's taxonomy places the organism in Eukaryota, Metazoa, Nematoda, Chromadorea, Rhabditida, Rhabditidae.